This is a messenger RNA of Serinus canaria (Common canary), 2310 nucleotides long. RefSeq names its product major facilitator superfamily domain containing 12 (gene MFSD12). The record is from RefSeq and is a predicted model, not a curated record. NCBI's taxonomy places the organism in Eukaryota, Metazoa, Chordata, Aves, Passeriformes, Fringillidae. Gene Ontology annotation, molecular function: symporter activity. Gene Ontology annotation, biological process: carbohydrate transport. Bases 386 to 1894 code for a protein of 502 amino acids. Gene Ontology annotation, cellular component: membrane. The transcript has 10 exons.
CUUUGCUGCCUGCCUCAGCCUGUCCGGCAGCGCUGUCCCAAAAUCCCUGCCCCAGGCGCCUGUGCGCGCAGCCCGGCGUUCGCGUGAUCUGCCCCGCGAGGCCCGAGAUGAGAAGCCGGGCCUUUGCCUGCCCAGGGCAGGCGUGGCAGAAUGGUCUUGGGUGGGCUCCCAUGGCCCCGCUUGGGAGAGCAGGGGGUCCCCAGGACCCCUCUGACUCAGUGCAGCCACUCGUGGGCACUUGGGGUACAUGGCUGUUGGAGUGCAGCCCUGUGCCAGAUGGGCACAGCUCCAUGAGGUGGCCAGUGGGGUGACCCUGGUGGUGGACACUGCCUGACCCAGGGGGCCAUGAGCAGGAGGUGACACUCCUGUGGUUGUGCAGGUGGCGAUGGCUCAUGGGUGGGCACAGGAGCAGCCCUGGAGGCUGCAGCAGCCAGGUCCCACAGCUCCUGCCCCAGCACUCCCCCGGCAGCCCUCACAGCCGAACAGGGUUGCAGAACCUGACCCUGUGGGGCCUGGGACCCUCACCCCUCAUCUAGGCCCAGUUAAAACCCAGGGAACAGAGAGGAUCUGGGCUGGUUGGAGCCUUCAUGGACCUUCCCAUGCCUGUGGCUUGUCUGGGGCACAGGCACCACAUGUGUCUGAGUCCCCUGUCCUUCAGAGGUCCUGGAGCACCAAAGCUGAGCAGUGCACCACCUGUGUCCUUGUGUCCUUUCCCUUUGUCUUCAGCCCCUGCCUGGCCUGCAGGGAGAGCACUCCACAGUGGGCAGCCUUCAUCUACUACCUCCCCUUCAUUGUCAUCUUCCAGUUUGGCUGGGCAGCCACACAGGUGUCCCACCUGGCCCUCAUCCCCGAGCUGGUGAGCAGUGACCAUGGGAAGGUGGAGCUUACGGCCUUCAGGUAUGCCUUCACUGUCAUGGCAAACAUCACCGUGUAUGGCCUGACCUGGCUCCUGCUGAACUUCCAGACAGACCAGCCUGACCACAUGGAGCACCUGGGCCCACAGGACAUCCCUGUGUUUCGGAACUUGGCCCUCAUCGUGGUGGGGCUGGGGGCCGUCUUCACCCUUAUCUUCCACCUGGGCACCAAGGAGAAAACGAACCUACUGGGGGUGCUGCCCGAGCCAGAGGAGAGCACCCUGCUGUUGCACAAGGAGCCCCCGGGCCCCCCACGCCCGCUGCUGCUCUGGAAGGACUGGCUGCUGGAGCCCUCCUUCUACCAGGUUGCAGUGCUCUACAUGGCCACCCGCCUCAUCGUCAACCUGUCCCAGACCUACAUCGCCAUGUACCUGACCAACUCGCUGCUGCUCUCCAAGAAUUACAUUGCCACAAUUCCCCUAGUGAUGUACGUCAGUGGGUUCCUCUCCUCAUUCCUCAUGAAGCCUGUGAACAAGUGGAUUGGUCGGAAUCUGACUUACUUUGUGGGCAUCCUGGUGGUCCUGGCCUUUGCCUCCUGGGUGGCCCUGGCCAGGCCAAUAGGAGAUGAGAUCUACGGGCUGGCAGUGCUGCUCGGGGCCGGCUCAGCCACCAUCCUGGUCACCUCACUGUCUAUGACUGCAGAUCUCAUCGGCACCAACACGCACAGCAGCGCGUUUGUCUACGGUGCCAUGAGCUUCACGGACAAGAUGGCCAAUGGCCUGGCUGUGAUGGUGAUCCAGAACUUGCACCCCUGCCCGACCGAGCUGUGCUGCCCUGCCUGUGUUGACUUCUACCGCUGGGUGAUGGUGCUGGUCACUGGUGGCAUCGCUGUCGCCGCUGUCACCACCCUCUGCUCCAUCAUGGUGUGGCCCAUCCGGAUCCGCUGCCGUGCUGUUGGCUUGCAGGGGCUGAGCAGCGCAAGGACCCCUGAAAGUGGCACUGGGAGCACUGAGGGGGAGAGCCAGAGCACCGUCAACUGAAUGGGGCUGUGUCCUUGGCCACCGUGUCUUCAGGGCUGUGUCCUGGCCACCACGUCCUGGGCCACCAUGGUGCCGCACUCUGAGUCUGGAGGGUCCUCUGCACUGGGGGCUACUGGGCUCUGGGGAGGGGGUGAUCCCACCCCAUCUCCUUGCACUGGACUUGUACUCCCACCCUGACCUCAUGUCCCCAUCCUGGACUCUGGUGUCCCAUGAAGGCUGUCGCCAGUACGGUGUCACCGGUGCAGGGUCACUUGUCACCUCUCACCUGCACAAUGAACACUAGAAGGGCCUAGGCCAGGCCGGGGCGGCCCCAGAAGAGGGGAGCGCUCGGCCCGAGAUUUUAACCUGCUUUUGUAAGGUCAAUAUAUACAAAUGGCACUUUAUAAAGGAGGAAAAAAAGGCGAGAAAAAAAACAA